This is a messenger RNA of Metarhizium album ARSEF 1941, 2439 nucleotides long. RefSeq names its product serine/threonine-protein kinase Sgk2. Bases 1 to 2439 code for a protein of 812 amino acids. The transcript has a single exon. NCBI's taxonomy places the organism in Eukaryota, Fungi, Ascomycota, Sordariomycetes, Hypocreales, Clavicipitaceae. Gene Ontology annotation, biological process: protein phosphorylation. Gene Ontology annotation, molecular function: protein kinase activity; ATP binding. The record is from RefSeq and is a predicted model, not a curated record.
AUGGCUCAUCUUACUCAAGAAGAGCGCGACAUCGUCGAUGCAAAUCCUCUUGGGGACUCGCUCGGCGGCAUUCGUGAGGCAUUACGAAAGGCCGAACGACACACCCACCAUGAAGCCUCUCAAUCAGAUGACAGCACAGCUGCCCCAGAACGACCCCGCUUGUUCGUGGCAGCAAUAGGAAAAAUAUUCUCUAUUCUAUCUGCAUCUGAUGUUUCGCUAGCAUUGGCCUCAAGAACAGGAAGGGAGGCUCUUGUGUCUGAUCUGACGGCAAUUCGCCUACGUGUACAGAAAGGCGAUCUCAAGUACAAGCAAUUUCGCCCGCUAUCACAGCUUGUGAUCAAGCAAGCACCAGAUGUCGACAUCUGGGCUGCCGUUGUAGCCCUCAUCCGAUCGAUUUCUCACUCGACUCCACCGCCAAGCCUCCCGCCAUCCUUCGAAAGCCGCAUGACACAUUCAUCCGCUUCGCAGCAAGGGUCAGAGCAGACGCGACGGAAGAUUGAACCUCGCGUGUUCGAAGAGAUUCGCUAUUGUACACACCGUGCGGUCGCGGGAUUUCACGAGAAAUAUUUUGAAGGACAUAAAUGGAACAUGCGAGCCAGGCGAAUCUGGCAGAGCGCUAAUAGUCGCUAUAGCGACAAAGACAAGAGGUGGACACAAUUGCCUGACGCUGCCACCAAGGAUGAGGUGUGUGGCUGGCUACUCAACUUGCAGGAAGAGCUGCUCGCGACUGAACGGGCAGCAUACUUUAGAAGCAACAGACACCAAAAAGUUAGGGCUGAGUCGUCAGAGCAACUAGACCUUUUUGUUAAAAUGAAAAGAGAUGAAGCGUCAGACACAAAGCACGACUGGAAGCACGUGUUAGUUGUCGGCGAACUCAAGCAGUCUCACCAGAAAAACAAGAGCCUGUGGCUUCAGGUUGGCAGCGCUGUGCGAAACGUGUUCGCUUACCAGCCUACACGAUUUUUCGUGCACGCCUUCACUUUGACUGGGACAGAAAUGGAGACAUGGAUCUUUGAUCGGUCUGGGCCGUACAGCGGCACUACAUUUGACAUCCAUAAGGAGCCCGAGAAGUUCAUUCGGGUCAUAUGUGCAUAUUUGAUGAUGAGUGAUGAGGAGCUUGGCUUGGAUACUUUUACUAAAGCAAAAGACAACAGGUUGCUUGUCACCAUACCUGUUGAAGCUCGCGGAAAGAAGCAGCAGCUUGAACUCAACCCCAAUCCGAUCGCCCAUCAGCGAGCCAUAGUCUGUCGUGGCACGUCUUGCUUCCUCGCUAAGGCCACUGGCGCAGCAGUAUUUGACGGGGUCGUCAAAUACUCUUGGACUUCUAGCAUGCGACCGCCAGAGACUGAUCUUCUUAAAAAGGCAAACGAACGCGGCGUUAAGGGUCUCGCGAAAUUAGUUGGCUACAAUGAAGUCACUAGUAUAAGCAGGUUGCGUGAAGGUCUGGUCUUCUCAACUCCACAUAACUUUCCUGGCAUGUCACACGGUGCCAAUACGUCGUUCUCUCAAUCGCAACCCCCGCUAAGCCAAUCUUUCAGCCAGUUUCCCGGUCUUAGCAUUGCCAGCAGCGGACACAGAAAGAGGAAGGCAACGGAUGGGUCAAGCAAUGCGUCUAAGAGAUCUCGGCCGAAUAAUCAGGUGGCCGACACAGAGCACAAAGAGAACGGAGCAACUUACCCCGCCCAAGAACCACAAGGUAUCAGUCUUGUUCAGCAAGAUCACGACCAGACACCUUAUGCCAACCGCAUCUUUCGCGUAUUAGCCAUCUCGCCGGCGGGACGGUCCAUUACCCAGUUCAAGGGCGUUAUCGAGCUGCUUGAAGGCCUUUGUGACGCCAUCAAAGUGCAUCGAUCACUCUACACAGACGGGAAAAUUCUGCACCGAGACAUUUCUGAAAACAACAUCAUUAUCACCGACCCAGAGAAUGCCGAUGGCUUCAAGGGCAUGCUCAUCGACCUUGACUUGGCUAAGGAAGAAGGAAAAGGUCCUAGUGGGGCCCGGCAUCGGACGGGCACAAUGGAAUUUAUGGCUAUUGAAGUUCUUCUAGGAAUUUCGCACACAUAUCGCCAUGAUCUUGAAGCAUUCUUCUACGUUCUAAUAUGGCUCUGCGCUCGUCGAGGCUGGGCAUUAUCAAGAGCGUCAGGCCAGCGGCCGAAAAAAAGUAUGCUAUCGCGGUGGUAUACUGGAGGGUACGAAGACAUCGCGCAAAGCAAGCGUGGGGACAUGGACAAAAAUGGACUAGAAGUCAUUCUGAGAGAAUUUCCGGAGGCUUUUGAUGGUGUCAAGCCUUUGUGCAGGGCAGUAAGGGACGUUCUGUUCCCGCAUAAGGAUGGUCUCUUCACUGGCACCCCACAGGAUCCAAAUAUCCUGUAUGAUCCAAUCAUCAAAGCAUUCAAUGAUACCAUAGCAGAGAUUGGGCUGGGAGAAGCAAAGACGUGA